AUGGCAGGGAGGCAUCAGAAUCGUAGUUUUCCUCUUCCAGGAAUUCAUUCAAGUGCUCAAGUACAUACAUUUGGAAAUUGUACAGACAGUGAUAUGCUGGAGGAAGAUGCUGAAGUGUAUGAGCUUCGAUCCCGAGGAAAAGAAAAAAUCCGAAGAAGUACAUCAAAAGAUAGACUUGAUGACAUUAUAGUGUUAACAAAAGAUAUACAGGAAGGAGACACUUUAAAUGCAAUAGCCCUUCAAUACUGUUGUACGGUAGCAGAUAUCAAGAGGGUUAACAAUCUCAUCAGUGAUCAAGACUUUUUUGCCCUUAGGUCUAUCAAAAUUCCAGUAAAAAAGUUUAGUUCAUUGACUGAAACACUUUAUCCUCCAAAAGGAAGACAGGCUUCACGUCCUUCUCCUGUUCAAUACCUUCCAGAACAACAGGAAGUUUUGUCAGCUAAUGACUCUUUUUCUUCCACUGAGUCAGCUGGUAGCUUUCUAAAAGAAGUAGACCGAGACAUCGAACAAAUAGUAAAAUGUACAGACACCAAAAGAGAGAACCUUAAUGAGGUGGUGUCUGCCUUGACAGCACAACAGGUCCGUUUUGAACCUGAUAACAAAAACAUUCAACGGAAGGAUCCUUACUAUGGAGCAGACUGGGGAAUAGGGUGGUGGACAGCUGUAGUGAUAAUGUUGAUAGUAGGCAUAAUAACACCAGUGUUUUAUUUGCUGUAUUAUGAAAUUUUAGCUAAGGUGGAUGUCAGUCACCAUUCAACAGUGGAUUCUUCACAUUUGCAUUCAGGAGUCACACCCCCGUCACAGCAGAGAGAAAUGGAAAAUGGAAUUGCUCCAACUAAAGGAAUACCCUUUGGUGCACAAGAUGAUCAUAAACUAUAUAGUCAAGAUUCUCAGUUACCUGCUGCUCAACACAAAACAUAG
Molecule: messenger RNA, 921 nt
Organism: Rangifer tarandus platyrhynchus (Svalbard reindeer)
Lineage: Eukaryota; Metazoa; Chordata; Mammalia; Artiodactyla; Cervidae
Source: the annotation of a GenBank genome assembly